UCCAGACAAGUGCACUUCUUAGGCGUCCUCCUUGAGCCAGCAACAGUCUUGUGUCCAGUGCCAUGUCGUUCGGAGGGUUCCUCCUUCUUUUACUGGCGGCGUCCGCCAGCGCGAUCACAAACUCACAAGAAGCCCAGCACUAUUCGCAGUUGCAGUAUCAACCCUACCAGGAGCAGUUGAACAGAGGAGUGCUGUCGCCUCAGGAGCAGUCGCACAUAUUGAGCGAUGUCCAGCAGCACAGGUUUUUGGUACAACAGGAGAGACCAAGGACGCAGCCUAAUUAUCAGAGGCCGCCUCCUCCACCACAACCGCCUGUUUCCUUCUCGGCCCCCUCGUUUCCUCAGCAGUACCAGUCGGAUUCCUUCUCUUUCUCUCAUUACCAACCGCAGUACCAGCCAGAAAGGAAGCCGAUCCUUUUGAAGCCGACCUAUCCCCAGGACCACAAGCCGACAUUCACCCCAACUCCUCCCAAGUCGCAAAACUUCCACCAGCAGGAUUAUCAGCCGACUUAUCACUCGAAUUCGCAAGCCCCUAUCCAGCAGGCGCAACCGUCUUUCCAACAAUCGCAGACUUUCUCUCAGUUCCAUCAACCACCUUUCCAGUCGUUCGAAAAUAAUUACGUUCUGACGUCCGAAAAUCCUCAGCAUCAACAGUUCUUGACCGAAGUAUCUCAGCACCAAGCUAAGCCGGACGCGUACACUCCAAAACCGCAACAACAAGAGACUCCCUCUUGGAUUUUAGAAACCCAACCUCCCACACCUUACAAGAAGCAGAAACCUUACGAAGCGAUUACAUUUGCGACGGAAUCAUUCAAAACGUCUACUCCGGCGCCGAGAGUAGUAAAAUAUAGGCCAAGACCAGUGAAGCAAGAAGACAAGUACCCGAGUAAAGAAGAACCCGGAGAAAUUUAUAUCAAACCUGAUAGAAAGAAGCUGUUUGAUCAACUUGUUGGAUCUCCGAAACCGGUUACAAUUAAAGCGACGACUGUGAAACCCACUCGUUCCACGACAACCACUACGACAACAACGACACCGGCUCCAAGGAUCCUUGAUGAACAGUACAUACAAGAACAACUACAGAAACAGAUCCAGGAACAGCUAAGCGGAAAAGACGAUAUUUUCAAAACUUUAAAAAUCACGCUGCCUGGUGAACUGAGCUCGGAUCAAAUCGCUAAUCUUCCUAACAUCGCUUUAGGAGAUUCGGUAGCCCAGGUCCCUCAGCUUUCAUCCUUCCCUCAGAAUUUAUUUUUGGCUAACGGGCAAAAAGUGAAAAUUGUUGCACCCGGUAAAGCGUCCAAGAAAAACAUUAAAACCGUUGUGAUACAGCAGACGACGACUACGACCACACCAAAGCCUCCGGCAGUUCUUUUUGAAGAACUUACGAAAGGAGUUUUACCACCCGGUGCAGAUUUCGAGGUCAUAAGGCAGAAACAAGACGGAGCUCUAGAGAGGGUCGGUCCUAUCCAAAAUAUCCCACAGAAGAAAGUCACAUUCGUCAUUUUAGAGGAACAACCAGACGGAAGCGUUAAAGUACAAGGCGUACGAGGGAACGAAGACGGACCGACCGACACUAAAGGAGAAGAAGUAGAAUCCAUUAUCGAAAGAUUGAAGAAAGGAGAAAUCAAGCUUCCUCCGUCCUCAAAGUUGUCACGGCCCGUGGCGAACUCUACACCGCAAGAGUCACAACCGUCACCGAGCUAUGUCAAACACGUGGAAAAAAGCCCCUCGAAGCCCACUGCAGCACCAAAACGAAAAAGCACGACACGCUCUCCGGUUUACGUUCAUUCGACCCAAGUCGCCAAUUCCCAUGCCGGACCCAGCCUCCCUGUCGAAGAAUACAAACGAGUAACGACGCAAGCACCUAGAAAACCUCAGUACUCCAGUCCGAACAGGGUUGCCGCUUUUCUACCGACAGUUAGCCCCCAAAACGACAACUCCGUCUCUUACUCUACAUCGCCCUCGACGACCUUUUUGCCUCCAAAGUACUCGGUGUCCACAGCAUACACGACAACUCCGAGACCAGUUUAUACGACACCUGGACCGACGGCAAGCCCUAUACCCUCUUACGUCUCCACCUUCCCCAGCCAAUCCGCGUCUAGUCAAAUCUACCCCAGCCAGGUAUACGCGAACCACGAAUUGUCCAGCCAGUAUCCGAACCCCGAAGUGCCUAGCCAUUCCUACACGAAUCAGGAACUCUCCAGCCCGGUUUACUCUUCCAAUCCACCUUUCACGAGCUCUACUCCUAAUGCUAUACAAGUGCUCGGCGAAACACUGAAAAAGAACGGACUGUACGCCAUGGCCAAAUUCUUGAAACAGUCGGGUCUCGACACCGUCCUCAACGAGACAGGACCUUACACGCUGUUUGUUCCCACGGACAAAGCUUUUAGAACUUUGCUGGUUCAACUCGGCGGCCCCGAUCGAGCUGAGAUCAAGUUCAAAGAGAACCCAAGGCUACUUAGUGGGCUUCUUCUGCACCACGUCAUUCCUGGAGCUUUCAAAGUUAACUCGCUGCUCGACGAGAUGACCGGUGUCAGCUUGGCAGGAACCCAACUCAGGGUGAACACUUACACAACACAGGACAACGAAUGGAACGAUGUUAAGGUGGUCACGAUAAACGGAGCCAAAAUCAACAUGGACAAGUCCGACAUCGAGGUGCCCCAGGGUAUCGCCCACACGGUUGACCGGGUCAUGUUCCCUCUUCCCGUCGGGGACGUCGUCCAGACGCUCCAGGCAGACAGAGAAGGCAGAUUCUCGAAAUUCAUCAGGCUCUUGCAAGAGACCGGCGUAGCGGCGACUUUGCAAGGAGGAAAGACGUACACGGUGUUCGCACCGACCGAUGCAGCUUUCACGGAUGGUGAGCUGGACAAACUGCUCGAACAGCGAGGCGCGGCUCGUGCACUCGCGUUGAGGCACGUGACACCCGGAACACUUUACUCAGCAGGCAUGCUUUAUUAUCAGCUCAGAGACUCGAUGAACAACUCGAACCAGAUCCAGCUUUCAAAGGACGCAGGCCGAGUCAAAGUGAACAACGCUCAUGUGAUUUCGAGAAACAUUCCAGCCACCAACGGAGUCAUCCAUGCCAUAGAUUCUCUCCUGUAAAAUUGAUCAUACAUCCAAAUUGAUUUUGUAUAUGCCAUGUAAAUAUUAAUGUUAUUUCGUCUUAGUUUAAGUUAAAUAAAAUGCUUUAAAACUUU
Molecule: messenger RNA, 3193 nt
Organism: Cimex lectularius (bed bug)
Lineage: Eukaryota; Metazoa; Arthropoda; Insecta; Hemiptera; Cimicidae
Exons: 7
Coding region: 63-3098 (1011 amino acids)
Biological process (GO): extracellular matrix organization; cell adhesion
Cellular component (GO): extracellular matrix
Molecular function (GO): cell adhesion molecule binding
Source: RefSeq, a predicted model, not a curated record